AUGAAAGUUCGCAUGCUUUCAAGAAAUCCGUCAGACUUCCGACGAGAAACGUCGGAUGAUAUCUUCAAAAUUCCCCGAAACUAUCACCCAUCUGAGCAUCCUUUGUCCUCUGAAAGGGAAUAUGUCCGAGCCAUUAACUCUGCAAAGUUGCAACGGAUGAUGGCUAAACCUUUCUUAGGCUCAUUAGAGGGAACUACCGAAAAAAUGACUUGCAUAUCACUGAACUCAGAAACGCUAGGUCUUGCUGUGUUUGGGACUGCAGAUGGAAAGAUACAAUACUGGGAUAUUGCCAACCGUCGGCGUGUAUUCGAACAGAGGGCUCAUGAUGGUGAAGUACGCGGAGUUUCUCACUGCAACCGUUCCAGUUUGAUGUAUACUUGCAGCCUUGAUGGACAGUUGAAACAGUGGCGCAUGGAUCAUGAUAACAUCGAUUCCUCUUGGUCAUCACCAUUGACUUCUGUCCUGCUAAAGUGGGCCCCAUAUUGCAUAGACCACCACCCCACUGCCGACGAAUUACUCAUUGGAAGCUCGGAAUCUUGCCUGCUGUACAAUGCGCAACGCAUGGACGUCCCCAUUCGCGAAUGGACCUGGGGUCAAGAGCCUGUUCACUGCGCCAAAUUUAAUCAAGUGGAGCACAACGUUAUAUGUGCCCUUUCGAAGGACAACUCUCUGAUGUUAAUCGAUAGCAGGAAUGACCAACCCACCAGAAAAGUCAAAAUGGACAUGAAACUGAACUCCUUCUCUUGGAAUCCCAUGGAACCGUACGUCUUGACGGGAGCUUCGGAGGAUUACAAUGUAUACACGUUCGAUGUUCGUUACUUUAAAUUCCCUCGUCGUGUUUAUCGGGGCCACGUGAACGCAGUUUUAGAUAUUGACUAUUCUCCAACGGGACGUGAAUUCGUUACCGGUAGCUAUGACUCCACGAUUCGACUUUGGCAGACAAGUGAUGCCGAAUCGUUCGACGUAUAUCACGGACGCCGGAUGAAAAGGGUGCUAAGCGUUCGUUUCACAUUGGACAGCAAAUUUGUGAUUUCCUCCUCUUCCGAUCAGAACGUUCGAAUUUGGAAGGCACAUGCUAGCGAAAAGAUUGGUCCUAUGCAGCCUAGGCAGAGAAAUGCAUUAAACACCGCUGAGGCACUUAGGGACAAGUUCAAAGACCACCCGGAAGUGCGAAAGAUCCUGAAGAAACGGCAUUUGCCGAAACCUGUGUUCGCGGCCAACCGUGAGCACGCUAUUAUCCGGGCUAAGAAACGAAGGAAAGAACGAAAUAUUCGCAUUUUCAACAAGAAAGACAUUCCUUAUGUCCCAGAAAAAGACAAACAUACUGUGGCACAGUACAAGUGA
Messenger RNA from Dicrocoelium dendriticum, 1344 nucleotides. The record is from the annotation of a GenBank genome assembly. NCBI's taxonomy places the organism in Eukaryota, Metazoa, Platyhelminthes, Trematoda, Plagiorchiida, Dicrocoeliidae.